Messenger RNA from Scedosporium apiospermum, 1017 nucleotides. RefSeq lists its product as uncharacterized. The coding region runs from base 1 to 1017 and encodes 338 amino acids. The transcript is spliced from 5 exons. The record is from RefSeq and is a predicted model, not a curated record. Lineage: Eukaryota; Fungi; Ascomycota; Sordariomycetes; Microascales; Microascaceae.
AUGUACUUUCGAAAUCUGCUCCUGGCGACGGCAUCGCUGCUCGCCGUCGAGGCAGGCGUUCUCCGCUUCUCCUGUUCCCAGCUCGUCGUCGACCGCCUCGAUCCGCUCGUAAACCCCGGCCAGCUUCCAUCGCCCCAUCUUCACCAGAUCGUCGGAGGAAACUCCUUCAAUGUCACGAUGGAUCCCACCAAGGACAUCUCCGUCACGUCAUCUUGCACGACGUGCCAGUUUAGCGAGGAUCUGUCCAAUUACUGGACGGCCGUCAUGUUCUUCAAGGCUCGCAACGGGACGUAUCGUCGCAUCCCACUGAUGGGGAACAUUGGCUUUGAGCAGGCGAACGGCGGCGUUACUGUUUAUUAUUUGAACAGCGCGCGUGGUAAUGCCAAGGUUACCGCUUUCCCGCCUGGCUACCGGAUGCUCGUCGGUGAUGCCAACUAUCGCACCAAGGAAGAGGCUCAAAGGUUCCGCCAGCUCACGUACACUUGCCUCACCAGCCCGGGUACCCGAAGCGGCGAGACGCUCGAGUUCCCCAACAAGCCGUGUCCCUAUGGCAUCAUGGUCAACGUCCGCUUCCCAACCUGCUGGGACGGCAAAAACCUCGAUAGCGCUGACCACAUGAGCCACGUCUCCUACCCCGAAUCCGGCACCUUCGAAAGCGGCGGCCCCUGCCCCGCCACCCACCCCAUCAAGGUGCCCCAAGUCUUCCUCGAAGCCAUCUGGGACACCCGCCCCUACAACGACAAGGCCCUCUGGCCCGAGGACGGCAGCCAGCCCUUCGUGUGGAGCUUCGGCGACGACACGGGGUAUGGGAACCACGGGGAUUACGUGUUCGGAUGGAAGGGGGAUGCGUUGCAGAGGGCUAUGGAUGCCAAUUGUAAUGUGAAUUGUCCGACGUUGAAGAGUCAGAGCUUGCAGGAGGGGAAUAAGUGUGCGGUUCAGCCGAUGGUGAAUGAGGAUAUUGAUGGCUGGCUUACAUCACUUCCUGGAAUGGGGGGAGCUGAUCACAUUCACAAAUAA